Molecule: messenger RNA, 1552 nt
Organism: Ipomoea nil (Japanese morning glory)
Lineage: Eukaryota; Viridiplantae; Streptophyta; Magnoliopsida; Solanales; Convolvulaceae
Product: probable proteasome inhibitor
Exons: 10
Coding region: 436-1341 (301 amino acids)
Biological process (GO): proteasome-mediated ubiquitin-dependent protein catabolic process
Molecular function (GO): endopeptidase inhibitor activity; proteasome binding
Source: RefSeq, a predicted model, not a curated record
UAAAAAAUCAAAUUUCACCCCCUUGUCAAAUUUCUUGGGAAUUUAUUUGCUAAUUCCCUAAAUAGAGUAUAGAGAUUGAGUCGCAGCACGCAGCCAUCGCCGAAUCGCUGAUCCCUUUCCCCCAGCAGCCACCGCCGAUUCCUUUUCCCCAGCCGCCACUGCAGCACUUCUGCCGUUUGCGAUACAGACGCUAACCCGAGCGACCGCCGACCAGACCGCAAGCUAACGCCACCGCUGACCACGGCCGCAAUCUAAACGCCACCGCCGACCACGAACAGCCCUGUGCCCCUGUCACAGCCGACGACCUUCUCCAGUGUUCAUUUGAAAUCGUCGACAGCAGCAUUUCAGCUAUUCAAGCACCGAUCACUAUAGUUCCAUCAGUUUGUUAAACCCUCCCUCACCUUGGCGUAAAUCUCAGUUUCAUCUUCAUCUCCCAUGGCGACCGACAAGACAGUAAUGGCGUUGAUUAGGGCAUCGAGACCGACCUUCCGAAAUCCCCACGACAAGGUCGCCUUCGCCGUCCACGCUUCGUGUAUUGCUUCUGGUUUUGUUCUUCUUGCCACCGGCCCCUCUGCUUUUUCCGACGAUCCAUUCUCCUCAGCCCUCGCUGAUGAGGUGGGGAUUGAUCACUGGAAUGAUUUUGAGGACAACUACGGCUUUAUCUAUUCAACUCCUGAGGGAAAUUCAAAGAAGGUUUUAAUAAAGUGCAUCGUCAUGAAUGGUAAACUCCUCGUUGAUGCAUUGUGGGAAGGCGCUAGUGCUCCUCGUCAUCUUGAACUGAAUGUUCAUGAUUAUGUUGAGAAUGGAGGGGCUAAUUAUGAUUCCCAGUAUAAGAAUUUUGGUAAGCUUGUUGAAGAAAUUAAUAAAGAAAUUUUGAGCAAGGGCUCGCCAGCAGUGAAAUCAUCCACUCAAUCAUCAAGUUCUGAAAACGGAGGAAUCAGAGAUACUGCUGAUCGACGUGGCGCUGAAUCUGAUGACCCAUAUCAGCAUUUGGGUUCUGUUCCUCCAGGAUAUGUGGUUCCUCCCAUUCCUGCUUUUGGUGGCAGUGACAUAUUCCCUGGACCAGGUGCCGGUGUUUACCCUACCAGAGAUAUUGGAGGCUAUGGAGGCAUGCUUGUAGGACCCAGAGAUCGUCGUUUUUUCCCUGGGAUAAGUGGAGAUCCUCGUCUCCCUGGGGGAUUCCAGGGUAUUCCACCACCAGGUGCUCGUUUUGAUCCAUUUGGUCCACCCGACGUUCCUGGUUUUGAGCCAGGUCGUUUUAUCAGGGACCCAACUAGACCCGGAAGCGGCAGGAACCAUCCUGAUCUGGAGCACUUUGGAGGUGGUUCAGAUUUCAUAUAGACUGAAUAGUUUGUUUCUAUAGAGUGGUGAUGGGAAUCAUAAGAAGGCAGGGUCAGUUGUGAAUAGGGUUGCACUACAUUUACUAGCAAAUCGCCCAUAUUAUCAUGUAAUAAAUACAGUUUUAGUUACAAUACUACCAUAUUGGCGGAGUUUUUAGAUUCAUUCCCCCUUUCUAUUAUUAACUUAUGGAUAUCUCUCUCAAUCUUUGUGA